Molecule: messenger RNA, 1441 nt
Organism: Mercenaria mercenaria
Lineage: Eukaryota; Metazoa; Mollusca; Bivalvia; Venerida; Veneridae
Exons: 4
Coding region: 20-628 (202 amino acids)
Source: RefSeq, a predicted model, not a curated record
UCCUUUUAAAUAUUUUGAAAUGAAUUUGAAAAUAUGUUUUCUUAUUUUAUACAGCUUAAGCUUAACUUAUAUACAGUCUGUAUCAAGCUAUUCUGUACAUACUGUAGGUGAAUAUAAGAAAGAGGAGAAUGGGAUAUGUCAGAAUGGAUAUUGUGGGUCAAACAACUACAGCCACCUUCUUGAAGUAUUCAAGGGCCUCUUUCAUUCAACUAAGGGAUUAUCAAUGUUAGACAGACGUAGCAAUAACGCUUUAGCUUCUCCAGUAUCUAAAGACGAACCUCAAUUAUCUCCAGUACUUGAACCAAUGCGUUUGUAUGCUGACGACGGAGCUAUAUGUUGCUCAACGCAUGUGCAGCAUAAAAUUAACACAACAAUGACUAACAUCUUUGGAGUGAGUAUGAAUAUUAUACACCUGGCUGAUGCUUCCGAACCCACCUACCAGUAUAUUCUACAUGCUUCCUGUGUGCAGACUGGAAGCUGUCCAGGCGAAUGUCUUAUUGAGAGUAAAAUUCUGACUUUACUGACUUUGGAUGCAAAUCAAAACUUGGCAUUUGGAUUGUUUGAGGUCCCAGGGUAUUGCUCCUGCAAGAAUACUGGCUCGUCUAUCAACGAAAGUACAAGGCGGUGAACAAGACAAAUUGCCUGUCAAAAAAAAGAAUUUCAUUAUAUUGUGUUGUCAUAAAGUCAUAUAAAAUUACCAUUGUUUUGUUGUGCACUAUUUAUAAGAGUGAUUGAACCUUUUGCAGAUAGAAAGUGUUGAAAUUUGAUUAAACUAUUUCUGCACAGAAACGCUGAAAUUGUCAGACGCGCUGAGAUUAUGUUAACGUAUAUAUCAGAAGAUUUUUAUAUCAAUCGUUACUGCUUCAGAUAUAUGGUCAUUUUUGUCAAAAAGAAAAGACAGGUCAACGGAGUGCAUUUAUUAAAGUGAUUUCUUCUCCAAACAUUUGAUAAAAAGCUUAUAGAAAUACUUACAAUGACAAUUCUGUUUUAGAGGUUUAAACCUACGUCUAAUUAAAUUUUUGGUCAUCGUGAACUUCAGAAAACCUUGGCAACAUACUAAACUGAACAUUUGUAAGUGCAUAAUUCAAUCUUUACACAUUUAUAUUCGUUUUACGUAGCAUUAAUAAGAGAAAUCUCAAUCAUUUAUUUAAAGUGAGAACAAAGCCCCUCUUUCAAUAGUUUGCCCAUUGGAAAAAGGUCUAAGUAUGUUAUCAUUAAUGUUUCGAAGGUAUUACUGCAGUUUAUCAAAACAUAAAUUGCGCAUGGUAUAGGUAAGAACAUUCAUAUAACAACACUGUAAGUGCAGCUUCAAUUAUAAAAAUGAUACUGAUGUUGAUAAAACAACUAUACUGUACACUUCCUUCUAGUAAGUUCCAAAAAUGUACAUCUUACAGCGGAAAUUGUUUUUGUUUUACGUGUAGUGUGAUAACAAACAGCCCGC